GACUGAUGCAAAGAUGAGAGGCGGUUUGCAGGUAUGGGCAAAAUACCUGCUUCUGUUAAGUACCAUGAGUGUUGCAGCCUCAGCCAUGCAGACAGGUAGGACGACGUUUCUACAGAUACCUUUGAUUUCCUUACUGGGCUGCUAGGGAACCUGGGGCCCAAGUCUUUGAACUGUCCCCUAAGGUGCCAAACCUGUGAAAGAUGGAAGGUGUGGGCGGGACGUGGGGGGAGCUGGAGCAGCAAAGGAGCGACUGGGAGUGUGGUCCGUGCGUAGCUUUCCAGUACGGAAGGGCUACUGCUUUCUUCUUGCUGGUUUUACAGGACAGUAAGUAGCCAGGGCUACCUACUGCAAGACAACCACCAGCACAAGUGACAGUUGGGAAAGAGAGGGAGGGGUUCAUUCCCAGUCAGAAAGAAAUACUUCCAUCCUUUUUGCUUGCACCUGCUCAUCAAGUGGUUAGCACUGGAAACACCAAGACUCCCCAGCCGUUGCAGACGCCCCCCUUCCCCCCAGUCUUGCCCCAUUAUCUUUUCCUCUGUGCCUGAACUGUGUUGGGUGAGAUGGGCCCAGUUGGGGCUGCUUUCGCGUGGCAGGGAAGUCCUGGCGGUGGCUUUGCCCCUCAAGUGCUUGGCCUUUCUUCCCCAACAGUGAGCUUGGUGGACUUCUGUGGCCAAACUCUGCAAGGGGACGGGAUGGUGUUAACUUCCCACCAAGAUUCCCGCCGUUACUACUUUGUGGUCAGUGGCACCGACUGCAAGCUCACCCUGCAGGCUGCCUCCGCCCGGGACAAGGUGCAGUUCCGGUUCCGGUUCUUCCUGGUGUACAGCAUGUUGCCCGAGUGGUCCAGUUCUCCGCCCAGUGGCCACGAGGAGCACCUCCCACAAGGGUCUCCAAAGCCCAGAAGGGAGCAAGAGGCUCCCAAGCCCUGUGCCACUGGCUCCUUCGUGCAGCUGUAUGAUGGCAGGGGCCACACUGCAGAGCCCCUGGGACCCCCACUUUGCGGCAAGAACAUCCCCAGGCCUGUCCUAUCCACCGGCAGCUUCCUGACCUUGCGGCUCGUGACCCGUGGCCAGCAGCCCCGUGUGGACUUUGUGGGUGACUUCACUUCCCUCCGGACUGGUGUAAAUGCCUCCGCCUGCCGCACAGGGCUGUAUUUCCCCUGCCGCAACGGCAAGUGCAUCCCUCACAGCUUGGUGUGCGACAGCAGCAAUGUUGACAACUGUGGGGACGGCACAGACCAAGCCGCCCGGCCCCCAGCCCGGUGCAAAGCCCUUCUGCCGGUCAAGGUCUCCGCUACGGUUCCUGCUCUUCCAAGACAGGUGACCCGGGCAGGACUUCAGGAGAGCCUGCGGCCACCUGCAAAAACUGCCGCAUGGGGCAAAGCAGACGAGCCCUGGCCCCUCUUCGCCUCGCUGGCUGCUGUCUUCGGGGCUGCCCUCCUGUAUUGGUGCUGCUGGAACCCCGGCUUCUUCCUUUGGAGAGUCGGCGCAUGCAGAUUCCUGCCUGGUUGCAAUGGCCCCUGUGCUGCUUGUCACCUUUGCAUGCAGAGCUGUGCCCGUGGGAAGCCCGCCAAAGUGACCCCAGACGCUGCCACUGAAUUGCCUGUGUGACCUUGGCUAUUGCUUACAGAAAGCGGCAGGGAUGGGAUGGGGUCCAGCAGCCAGCCAGCUCGGCAGCCACCUCCAAGGGCAGGGAAACGCUGCCCCGGGCCCCCUCUUUCCCUCUUGAUUUACACAGGGAAGCAUUCUUGUGAAUCGGGGCCGUGAUUUGUGUGCUGGACAGAGGUCUGACUCCCUGCGGAGCCAUGAAACUUGCCAGGAGACUUUGGAUUGGCUGCACUCCGCCAACCUCACCUGCCCCUCAAAGCUGGGUGAGGCUGAAGCAGAGAAGGGAGAAUCCUGUCUGCCGCUGCCCGUAGAAGU
This is a messenger RNA of Sphaerodactylus townsendi, 1922 nucleotides long. It is a transcript of the gene LDLRAD2, whose product is annotated as low density lipoprotein receptor class A domain containing 2. Gene Ontology annotation, molecular function: protein binding. The transcript is spliced from 4 exons. The coding region runs from base 561 to 1610 and encodes 349 amino acids. The record is from RefSeq and is a predicted model, not a curated record. Lineage: Eukaryota; Metazoa; Chordata; Lepidosauria; Squamata; Sphaerodactylidae.